UAUAGGAAGAAUAUGGACAGUUUCCGGUCAUGGACUGGAUCACCCCCACACCGGACUUCCUAAUCCCCCAACACGAUACCAUGAUGGCAUGCCUGAACACCCAGGGCGCAGUCCCACCGCAGCUUCCGGAACUGUGGUACUUCGUGGUAAGAGGCCAAACGGUGAAAGUCACAGUGUCGACGGAAAGCAACCCACAGUGCUUCAAAGGCAGACAGAGAGGCCACAUCGGAACAGACCCAAGAUGCCCCAAAAAUGCAGACUCGACAAAGAAUAAAACGCUGAAGCAAACCAGCCUAGAGGAAGUUGAGGGGGAGCCGGGCUUCUGGUUUGGCAGAGACGCUAGGUACAUUGGAUGGGUUUUUAACGAUAACCUGGAGACGCCAGACUGGGUGUCGACCUUAGAAGGGGAGCCCACCCCGAGACCGGAUAUCUACCCCCCGUCAGAUAGCAGCUGGCAGACCAAGAAUAUCGGUAAGAAAUCACCCAAAGUUUUCUCCACCGAUCAAGUACUAAACAAGGAAAGAGUUCAGGAGGAGAGGAGAUUGAGAGAUUUGCAAAUGGAUUUAGACGUAACAGGAGAGUUGGCUGAAAGAAGAAGGUUAGAAGCAGUAAGAGAACGGAGGGAGAACAACGGGUCAUCAGUCCAAUCAGAGAACAACGCAACAGGCAUCAUUCAAUACACACGCAAAGGGAACACAAGCACAAAACAGGGAAGAGGAACAACCACAGGGGAAAGAGAGAGACAGGAACAAGAUGUGGAAAUGACCGAAGACAAAAGAAUCGGGAUCAAAAGAAAGGGGGAGGAAUUCACAAAAGAGGACGCCAUUGAAAGAGCAACUCAUGAAGAGGAUGGACUUCUGGAGGAGGACGACUGGGAGAACAGACCCAUUGAGAAAAUCAAGGAAUACAUUCUCUCCAUGAAGGCCCAACGGGCAAGCAUGUUCGAACUACACAUGGCUUACGUGAGGGAAGAAGUUAAGGACACCGGGGCACUGCCACGACGCAGUGCCAGGCUUGCAGUUCGUACCCGCCCUGUGGUACCUCCAAGAACGAAGGCUCAGCAACAACGACUCAGCAAACGGAAGACUCCAGCGGCAUCGAGUACAGCAUUGACGGUACCGGUUACCACCGGGGUUCUUCCCGCAUGCCCGGUCCAAGGGGCCAAUGAGCCAGUGGCAGCUUACUUUCAGUGGGUACAGGUAUUCACUGAUACCGUAGCUGCCGUCAAGGCUCGGCAGGAGGCAGCAGAGGCAGAACGUCAGCGGCUGGCCAAUGAAGCGGCAGCCCAAGCUCAGCAGACUGCUGAGGCUGAUGCAGCGGCACGAGAUCAACGGAAUGCCGCCAGCACGGAGUCCCUGAUUCAUAGUGAGAGCCAGUGGACAACGUUCCUCCAAGGCAUGAUCUUUGUGCCUUCGGACGCGCAGGCAGAUCCGACACCGGCGGAGGCAAAGAAGACCCACCUGGCCAACUUGAUGCUGGGCAUGAUGAGAGGAAUCAUGUGGAAUAACACACUGCUGCAGGCACAUCUGCGCACAGAACGACAGCAAAGACAAAAGUACCAGCAAGACAUUGCUGUUUUAACAACUGCCAUCCGCGCCGAAGCAACACAGCAGCAACUGCAUCAGCAGUUGAACUCCGCUCUCGCGCGCAUCAACAACAUUGAGGCUAACACCUCAGCAGCGCCAGGCUGCACGAUAGACGAGACAAARCAGCUCAAUGGGCGYAUCGAUCACGUCGUCAAACUCAUCGGCGACAUAGGUGUUUUCAWUGGACCGGACACGAUCAGUAGCACGGUGGCCGCCAUCAAGACGGACAUCACCAAGCUGCAGACGAGACCGGACGCCGCCACGAAGAAUUACAAGAUGCCGCACUUCGACAUCAGCAAGUUCGACGACUACAACAAGUCGGACGCCUUGACAUGGUGGCAAAGCUUCCUCACGGAAGCAUCAUGCCACACCGUCCCGGCCGACGACAUGAUGAAGGCACUGUACUUACAACUGAUUGGAGGAGCGCAGACAUUGAUGAAUCAUCUGGCGGCUACAAAGAAAUGCACCAUCGCCGAACUCCACACGCACAUCCCGUGGAAGCAGUUCGAGAAGCAAUGGCUCACCCGGUUUAUGGUUCGCAACGUCGUGAAGGCAGCCAUGAACGAGGUGUACACCUGCUCUCAAGGUAGUAUGCCAACUCGAGACUGGACAACUAAGUGGCAGAAGAUAGUGACCACACCAGGCUUCGAUUUGAGUUUUACCAAUCAACGAUCCGAGUUCUUCUCGCGAUCGUGCGCAGGACUGCGAUCGGCACUCGACAACGAGUACGAUUACGAUUCAUUCCAGGCCAUUCUGGAUCGUGCAAACUUAGUCAUCCAAACGGAUGACAAGGCCGCAAACGAACGGCAGUCCCAGCCGCAUUAUGUGGCUAAGCAUGGCUAUCAACGUCCGACACACAACAAUGCCGUGAUUUAUGAAAAAACAGACGAUCUCCACGCUGCAGCAGCAUCCUCGAGUGAUGGAGGAAUUGUAGCAGCGCUCCCGCCGAAGCGUCCCAAGAGAGUUCGGAAGAACAAGGCGACACAAGAGACGGCAUCGACGGGAACUGGGCAGCAGCCAUGGACGGCUUACAAGAUAACCAAGGAUGUCUAUGACCUUCGUCAAAAGUACGGAUACUGCCUUUGGUGCAACGGCGUCACUCAUGUGACCGCACAAUGCCCCGAAAAGGGCAAGGCACGCGUACCCCGUACGACUAUGAAGUCGAGCUCGGCUCGGCACCCGCUGACGGAUGGCCAGACGGAGCGAGCACACCAAACCGCUCAGCUGAUGUUGCGUACGCUCAUCCGUCCCGACCAGAAAGAUUGGGUUGACCGGCUUCCCGACAUCGAGUUCGCCUAUAACACUUCGGUGCAUCCGGCGAUCUGCGUCACACCAUUCGAGCUAUAUCAUGGUGGAGAGAAAGCACGGAUCUUCGCUGAUCUCCUUUUGCCACAGGCUGCCGACAUAGACGUCCCUUACUCUCCCGCUUCCGUUUGGAAGUACCGGGACUUGCUGAUCAAAGCCCGCGCAAAUAUGCAAAAGGCUCAGAUCCGCAUGCAGCAGCAGGCUAACCGAUGUCGACUUCCAUGUCCUUUCCGCGAGGGAGACCUUGUUUGGGUCCUCUCCRAGGAAUUUGCGCUCGAGCAGGAYGUUUCGCGCAAACUCCUUCCGAAAUGGUUCGGACCAUGGGAAGUCACUUCUGCCGUUGGAGACGACCCCGCAGGUCCUUCCUUCGUGAUCAACAUUCCACGGCACCUUACAGUGCAUCGGGUCUUCCACGCAUCGAAGCUGGCCAUCUACACGCCACCUUCAGUUGACGAGUUUCCCGAACCUCGAUCACAGGAUCCGCCUUCUAUGGACGGACAUCAGGAAGUGGACCGAGUCAUCACGCACCGCAAGUAUGGCAACGAGCCAAUGCAGUACAAAGUCACAUUCAAGCAAUGUGCGUCUGACGACACUCGGUGGAUCUCUAGUGCAGAUUUGCAGACUUCUGCACCCCUCAUCUUCGCCAACUAUGAGAAGACACGACUUGCCAUGGCAGCAGCUCGUCCCACCCGACCCAUCCCGAGACAACUCCGCCCUCGCAGGUAACUCGGUCUUUUAAGAGGGGGAGUGUGUUAUAUCUUCGACGCCACACGGGUCC
Molecule: messenger RNA, 3669 nt
Organism: Chara braunii
Lineage: Eukaryota; Viridiplantae; Streptophyta; Charophyceae; Charales; Characeae
Source: the annotation of a GenBank genome assembly